AUGGAUUAUCUGCGGCUGGUGCUGUCCUGCCUGGUGCCCCUGCACGGCUGCCUGGCCGCCGGCGGCGCCCCAGAGCUCCUGCUGGCCGGCAAGCUGAGCGACUAUGGCGUGACCGUGCCCUUCAGCGCCGACUGCCGCGGCCGCUUCCUCUCGCACGUGGUGUCCGGCGCGGCGGCGGCGGCGGCGGGUCGAGGCGAAGGCGGCUGCCCGCGGGCCCCCCGCGCCGCCCGCCGCCGCGCCGCCCGCAGCGCCGAGCCGUCGCCCCGCCAGCGCCCGCUCUACUUCAACGUCACCGUUUUCGGCGAGGAGCUGCACCUGCGCGUGAGGCCCAACCGGCGCCUCGUGCCGCCCGGCGCCGCGGCCGAAUGGCAGGAGGACUUUGAGGUGCUCUUCCGGGAGCCCCUGCGGCAGCGGUGCGUCUUCACGGGCGGCGUCUCCGGCAUGCCCGGCGCCGCCGUCGCCAUCAGCAACUGUGACGGACUGGCAGGCCUGAUUCGGACGGACAGCAACGAGUUUUUCAUCGAACCCCUGGAGAGGGGGCAGCAGGAGAAGGAGGCGCACGGGAGGGCCCACGUGGUGUACCGCAGGUCGGCCAUCCGGCGGGACGGCGCGCAGCCCCGCGACGACCACCCGCCCGAAGCGCUCCGCUUCCCGGUGGGAGAGCUGCCGAACUCGCUGGAGCUGGUGGAGGAGCGGCUCGGCGAGGCCGAGCGCAAGCGGCGCCACGCCAAGAAGGACGACUACAACAUCGAGGUCCUGCUGGCGGUGGACGACUCGGUCGUGCGCUUCCACGGCAAGGAGCACGUCCAGAACUACGUCCUCACCCUGAUGAACAUUGUGGAUGAGAUUUAUCACGACGAGUCCCUGGGCGUCCACAUCAAUAUCGUCCUGGUCCGAAUGAUCAUGGUGGGGUACCGCCAGUCGGUCAGCUUAAUUGAGCGAGGGAACCCGUCGCGCAGCUUGGAGCAGGUCUGUCGCUGGGCUCAUUCCCAGCAGCGCUCCGACCCGGAGCACGCCGAGUACCACGACCACGCGGUAUUCCUCACCAGGCAAGAUUUUGGUCCCGCAGGUAUGCAAGGUUAUGCACCGGUGACGGGAAUGUGCCACCCUCUCCGCAGCUGUACCCUCAACCAUGAAGACGGCUUCUCCUCGGCUUUCGUCGUCGCCCACGAGACUGGCCAUGUGUUAGGUAUGGAGCAUGACGGCCAGGGCAAUCGCUGCGCGGACGAGACCAGCAUGGGGAGCAUCAUGGCGCCGCUGGUGCAGGCUGCUUUCCACCGCUACCACUGGUCCCGCUGCAGCAAGCAGGAGCUGAACCGCUACAUACACUCCUACGAUUGCCUGCUGGACGAUCCCUUUGAGCACCAGUGGCCCAAGUUACCUGAGCUCCCAGGGAUUAAUUACUCCAUGGAUGAGCAGUGCCGCUUUGAUUUCGGCGUGGGUUACAAAACGUGCACAGCAUUCCGGACCUUCGACCCCUGCAAGCAGCUGUGGUGCAGCCACCCGGACAACCCUUACUUCUGCAAGACCAAGAAGGGGCCCCCGCUGGAUGGGACCGAGUGCUCGUCGGGCAAGUGGUGCUUCAAGGGUCACUGCAUCUGGAAGACCUCGGAGCAGCCUUACAGCCAGGAUGGCAGUUGGAGCUCCUGGUCCAAGUUUGGCUCGUGCUCCCGGACCUGCGGGGGAGGCGUGCGCUCUCGCAGCCGGAGCUGCAGCAACCCGCCUCCGGCAUACGGUGGGCGCCACUGCCCAGGAACCACUUACGAAUACCAAGUGUGCAACCCUGAAGAGUGCCCGGGGCCCUACGAGGACUUCCGCGCCCAGCAGUGCUCCAAGCGCAACUCGUACUACACCCACCAGGGCACCAAGCACGCCUGGCUUCCCUACGAGCAUGACGACGAUGCCCAGAAGUGCGAGCUGAUCUGCCAGUCCGAGGGGACGGGGGACGUGGUGUUCAUGAACCAGGUGGUUCACGACGGCACCAGGUGCAGCUACAGAGACCUGUACAGCGUCUGCGUCCGGGGCGAGUGCGUGCACGUCGGCUGCGACAAGGAGGUCGGCUCGCUGAAGCAGGAUGACAAGUGCGGCGUGUGCGGCGGGGACAACUCUCACUGCCGGACGGUGAAGGGCACCUUGGCCAAGACCCCGAAGCAGCUGGUGGGCAUUUUGAAGAUGUUUGAGAUUCCUGCUGGGGCGAGGCAUGUCCAGAUAGAGGAGAUGGAGCCAGCGUCCCACAGCAUCGCUGUCAAAAAUCAAGCCACGGGGGACUUCAUCCUUAAUGCCAAGGGCAAGGAAGCCAAAAGCAAAGUGUUCAUUGGGAUGGGCUUGGAAUGGGAAUACACUAUUGAAAACGGCAAGGAGAGCUUGAAAACUAGUGGCCCCCUGCACGAAGCCAUCACCGUUUUGGUUGCCCCUCAGGAGGAGGAGGCGAAGAGCAGCCUGGUGUACAGGUACAUCAUCCACGAGGACUUGCUGCCAAUGAUUGGGAACAACAACGUCCUGCUCGAGGAGAUGGAUUCCUACGAGUGGGCCCUCAAGAGCUGGUCUCAGUGCUCAAAGGCGUGCGGAGGAGGCAUCCAGUACACCAAGUACGGCUGCCGGAGGAAAAGCGACAACCGGAUGGUGCACCGGCACUUCUGCGACAACGGCAAGAAGCCGAAGCCGAUCCGGCGGCGGUGCAACCUGCAGGAGUGCUCCCAACCGGCCUGGGUGGCCGAAGAGUGGGGCGCCUGCAGCAAAUCCUGCGGCAAGCUGGGGGUGCAGGUGCGGGCGGUGCAGUGCGUGCAGCGCCUGCACAACGGCACCAGCCGCGCCGUGCACGCCAAGUACUGCGGCGGGGAGCGGCCGGAGACCCGCAGGCCCUGCAGCCGCCCGCCCUGCCCGGCCCAGUGGCGGACGGGCGCCUGGUCGCAGGGAAGCUCUCCAGCAUCACGGCCCACACCAGCACCAGCGACUACGUGACGCCCAAAGUGCAGUGGGUGCCCCAGGAUGGGCCCAAAAAUCCCGUGAACAAGAUCUCCUCGAAGGAGCCCUGCCUCGGGGACAAGUCCAUCUUCUGCCAGAUGGAAGUGCUCGCCCGCUACUGCUCCAUCCCCGGCUACAACAAGCUCUGCUG
Molecule: messenger RNA, 3115 nt
Organism: Rhea pennata
Lineage: Eukaryota; Metazoa; Chordata; Aves; Rheiformes; Rheidae
Gene: ADAMTS14
Product: ADAM metallopeptidase with thrombospondin type 1 motif 14
Exons: 21
Coding region: 1-2961 (986 amino acids)
Biological process (GO): proteolysis; extracellular matrix organization
Cellular component (GO): extracellular matrix
Molecular function (GO): metalloendopeptidase activity
Source: RefSeq, a predicted model, not a curated record